Molecule: messenger RNA, 255 nt
Organism: Dichomitus squalens LYAD-421 SS1
Lineage: Eukaryota; Fungi; Basidiomycota; Agaricomycetes; Polyporales; Polyporaceae
Exons: 2
Coding region: 1-255 (84 amino acids)
Source: RefSeq, a predicted model, not a curated record
AUGUCUACGUGGUGGGCCCGGGCGUGCAGUAUCAGCAGCAAUGUAGGUGAAUUGGAAUCGCGUCGGCCACGGACACUGAACUUUGAUCCUUUGCCCGCAGUAUUCGCAUUGUGCGCACAGGGAAACCACGACGUGACGACAAGGUAUGGGAUGGUGGGGAUCCUCACCGCAAUCUUCUGCUUCCCAAUAGGUCUCCUCGCGCUUCUCGUGGAUAAGGAGCGGCGUUGCGUGCGCUGCGGCGCUCAUGUCGGUUGA